This is a messenger RNA of Aspergillus novofumigatus IBT 16806, 1095 nucleotides long. RefSeq lists its product as uncharacterized. The coding region runs from base 1 to 1017 and encodes 338 amino acids. NCBI's taxonomy places the organism in Eukaryota, Fungi, Ascomycota, Eurotiomycetes, Eurotiales, Aspergillaceae. The transcript has 2 exons. The record is from RefSeq and is a predicted model, not a curated record.
AUGGCUUCCAUCGACGAUAGUAUUUUUAGCGAACCCCCAGCAGCUACAACAAAGCAUUUGAUAGCUGAACGACUCUGGGGACCCCAACCCAUCGUCCAGCAAUUCUCAAACGGUGUACGAUCCGAUGAGAUUGCGCUCGAUGCCUACUUCCGUUUCUACAUUGCUUCCUGCGCUCGCACUUUGCAUUAUAGCGGAGGCCAUAUGUCAGUUCAAACGCACCGGCAGCUUAUGGAUAUAGUCCAGCAACUGCGCAGUGGCUGCUCUCGUGACAUCAUACGCAAUUCUUUAUCACCUCCAGACUCCCUUUCCCGGGCUGACGCAACAAUCGAUUUGGCGGCGCAGCUCUUGCUGAUGUUGAACUUUACAAGUCCCCAAUAUGCCAUCUCGGGGACCGAGCAAGUCUUAUGGGCUGAGGGUGCUCUUGAAAGCUCAGUUCACCUACACUUCUCCUCCGGACCGACGCUCAUUGAUGCCGCCGUCACUUUGGAUGCGGAGUUCACAGGGUACAACAUUGAGAAGGUUGCGGAUAUUGAAAUAUUCUGGACAGAUAACCUUGCUGAUCACCUACGCUUAAUCGAAGGGGAGACAAAGGUAGCCAUAUUUCAUCACGUCACCUUUCUCGAGUGUCAAAAGCAUUCUAUGCUCCCCAGUGAUCUAGUGAAAGAGACUUUGCGGACAAUCUCACUUCUUUUCCCAGAGGGGGACAAAAAAACAGCUCGGAAAUACCGGUCUAAUGCAGAAAUUGAUGGAAGGAUAUUGCGAUGUGGUCAGUUGCAUGGUGCCCAACGCGAUAUAAACUUUUUUUUUUACUGGAAGGAUCGAUUGGUGAUGCUGAAGCAAAAGUAUGAUGGUACGCAUCCCAAGACGAUCAACCAGUGGUGGUGGGAUAGGAGAAACGGAGUUCAGUGGUAUACAUUUUGGGUGGCAAUCCUGAUUCUCAUAUUGACGACAUUUUUUGGCUUGGUACAAUCAGUGGAAGGCGCUCUUCAAGUCUAUAAAGCUUUCGUUCCAGGUUAGAGACGAUCUGCAUUGCUAUUCUUGCUCCAGAAUGCUGGACACAAUCCUGCGUCAAAGUAUCAGUGAUUCUUCUUUAAC